AUGAAGCUAGUGGUGGAGUUCAGCGAGAAACCAAGCUGCUAUGCAUCCUUGCACGACAAGGAUGCUUCCGAGCUUUUUCGACCGCCGAGACGGGAGUUUUGCAGAACUUUGCGGCUCCAGCGUGCAGACGGAGAUGUAUUCGUCGGCUGGGUAGGUGAGCAUUCCCUCACCCCUGGCAGAUUGGUGCUUUCCAAACCAUUUGCAGAAUGCUUGGGCUUGGAAGAAGGAGAGCAGGUGGAUGCUUUCCCUCACCGAGCUCCCACUGCCACAUCUGUCAUGGUACAGCCGAACAGCAUCGAUGACUGGGAGGUCGUCGAGUUGCAGGCAAGCUUCAUUGAAGAGAACUUGCUGUCGCAGGUGGCAGUGCUUAUGCCAGGACUGAGCUUCCCGGUCUGGGUCCAUGGACAAUUGAUUGCAAAGCUACGCGUUGAUGCAGCAGAUUCGAAUAAGUCUGCCUGCUUUGUGCUGGGUCGCGACACGGAGCUGGCGAUCGAGUCGAAAAGGCGUUCGGUGGAUGCAGUUCCCAUCAUGGGGGACGGCGCCGAGACGGCAGCCUUCGCUUCUUUCCGUGUCAUGUCUUUGGAUGAGGAGUCCUCGACCCCUGCAGGCAGAGUUGCCAAGGAGGAUUUGGAUGACUUCUGUGGAGGUGGCUCGCAGAGUUGUCUUGCCUGGCUCAUGCCACCCGACGCCACCUCAACGGGAGAGAGAAGGCCUGCAGCUUCUGCACCUAGUGCACACUUGUUGCGCCUCACAGUGGACGUCAAGGUUCCCUGCGGACACAUCGCCCUCAGCGCCUGUUUGGCCACCUGGGCGAGGAUUCCAUGUUUCAGCGUGGUGAAUGUCUGCUAUUGUCACCAGGUGCCUGUGUUCAUGCCACACAUUGAGCUGGUGCCCUGCUAUCCAGAGCACUGGGUCAACGGAGCCGUUGUUGGUUCUGCUGCUCGAGAAGAUGUUUGUUGGAUCCGAAGACGUUUCGAAGCCCUCAUAAAGUCCUGCGAGGGAGUGCGGGCCCCAGUCAUUGAACACUGCGUCGAGGGUGGAAGAUGUUCGACUCUUGGUCUUCAGCCGAAGGGCUCGAGAUGCGAAAAUGCAGUUGCAGCCUAA
Molecule: messenger RNA, 1104 nt
Organism: Symbiodinium sp. CCMP2456
Lineage: Eukaryota; Dinophyceae; Suessiales; Symbiodiniaceae
Source: the annotation of a GenBank genome assembly